UCGUCUCUUCCUGUGGGCACCGGCCGGGGACUGCGCCUCUCUCCCUCGGGCCCCUGCGCCGGUCUCAGCGCCCUUGGCACAAGCCUGGCCCAUCUGCUGCUGCAGCCGCCCUUCCAGCCGGGCACAGGCAGGGUCUCCACAAAAGGAUGGGUUGCCAAGGACUUCUCAGUUUUGGAAAGAAGCUGCUUCGCCGGAAAGUUGUGGACUGGACCAGAGAUGAGAGCCAGCUGUCACGAUGCCUCAACACUUUUGACUUGGUAGCUCUUGGUGUAGGUAGCACACUUGGUGCGGGCGUCUAUGUACUGGCUGGAGCAGUGGCACGAGAAAACGCGGGACCUGCGAUUGUUAUCUCUUUCUUGAUUGCCGCAUUGGCUUCUGUGUUGGCUGGACUUUGUUAUGGAGAAUUUGGUGCUAGAGUUCCAAAGACUGGGUCUGCUUAUCUCUAUAGCUAUGUGACUGUGGGUGAGCUGUGGGCAUUCAUCACUGGAUGGAAUUUAAUUCUUUCUUAUGUGAUUGGAACAUCAAGCGUGGCCAGAGCAUGGAGCGCGACGUUUGAUGAACUCACAGGCAAGCACAUCGAGCGCUUCUGCCAAAAGCACAUGACCAUGAACGCUCCGGGGGUGCUAGCAGAAUAUCCAGACAUCUUCUCCGUGUUCAUCAUCUUCAUCUUAACAGGGCUUUUAACUUGUGGAGUGAAAGAAUCUGCAAUGGUUAACAAAAUAUUCACCUGCAUCAACGUUCUCGUCCUCGGCUUUGUUAUGGUGUCAGGUUUUGUGAAGGGAUCAGUCAAAAACUGGCACCUCACCAUCGACGACAUCUAUAACACGACCAAUGAUUCACCUAGAAACAAUCAAACACAGGUAGGAGAUCUGGAGCGUGGCGUUGGGGGCUUUAUGCCCUUUGGAUUCAGUGGAGUCCUCUCGGGGGCGGCCACAUGCUUUUACGCCUUCGUAGGAUUUGACUGUAUUGCCACCACAGGCGAAGAAGUGAAAAACCCUCAGAAAGCGAUUCCCAUUGGCAUCGUCGCCUCACUCCUGAUCUGCUUCGUUGCUUACUUUGGCGUGUCAGCUGCUCUCACGCUCAUGAUGCCCUACUACUUGCUUGAUCCAAACAGUCCUUUACCCAAUGCAUUCCAAUACGUGGGCUGGGAGGGUGCCAACUAUGCAGUGGCCGUUGGUUCACUUUGUGCCCUUUCUACUAGCCUUCUUGGCUCCAUGUUUCCGAUGCCUCGAGUAAUUUAUGCUAUGGCAGAAGAUGGACUGCUGUUUAGAUGUUUGGCUACGGUCAGCAAGAGGACCAAAACCCCAGCAAUAGCUACGGUAACUUCAGGGGCUGUGGCAGCUGCCAUGGCCUUUCUUUUCGACCUGAAAGAUCUUGUGGAUCUUAUGUCCAUCGGGACCCUGCUGGCUUAUUCCAUGGUGGCUGCCUGUGUAUUGGUACUGAGGUACCAGCCAGAGCAGCCUAACCUGGCCUACCAGAUGGCUAGUACAACGGAGGAGCCAGACACCAAUGAGUCUGCAAGCACCAGUGAAUCGCAGGCUGCGUUUCUGCCUGAAGAGGAGGAGAAAUAUUCCAUAAAAGGCAUUCUGUUUCCCCCAAACUCAGAUCCCUCCAGACUCUCUGGUUUGGUGGUGAACAUCUCAUCUUGUAUCAUAGGUUUACUUAUUGUCAGCUGCUGUAGCUUUACUGUCCUUGGCAAAGACCUGCUGAUAAAAGGGACUGCGGGGGCUAUCGUCAUGAUUGCCGUGCUCGUUCUCCUUUGCCUCAUUGUCAGUUUAAUUAUUUGGAGACAACCUGAAAGCAAAACCAAGCUCUCGUUUAAGGUACCUCUUUUGCCUUUACUUCCUAUUCUGAGUAUUUUUGUGAAUGUUUAUCUCAUGAUGCAGCUGGAUAAAGGGACCUGGAUACGGUUUGCUGUCUGGAUGUUCAUGGGCUUUAUCAUUUACUUUGCAUAUGGAAUGGGGCACAGCGUGGAAGCUCCAUAUUCAGCACCGUCAGAUCCAGAAAGAAACACGGACACCAACUCGGACAGCGGUAAAUGAUAGCGUGUUCGGCUGACAAGCAACCCAACUGUCGCUUCAGAUGAGGAAGCUUCAUCUCGGGGACCCUGAACUACUUCCUCAGUCAAUGUGUGCAGCAGAGCAUGGGAUUCCCAGCCCUGCUUGCUGCAACUUGAAGCUCGCUUUACUUUGAUGAUGCAGUUAAAAGGGAUCCCAAGAAAAACGCCGCACCUCUGGCAUACACCCAACAACACUGUUCCCUGAAGCUGCCGGCGCUCGCUCUCUCUUCUAUUUUAAAUGUAUAGAAAGAAAACCGCUCCUCUGUGUGCCAGUUAACCUUCAAUGCUGCUAUUAGACUAGGCCUCCUGAAAGUCCUUCUUUCAGUAGCCCUGUGAAUUAACUCCCUAGGUACUUGUUUGUAAAUGGAGCAGACUCUGCAAUGCUAAUGUCGUUCCUAGAUCAGAUCCUUGGAUCAAGUGAUGUGGGCUGUAUCACAAAAAAAAAAAAAAAAAAGCCUCUCACCAAAAAUAAUCUCCCAUCUGGUUUCGAAGUGCCUACAGUGAGUUACAUGUUAAAGAAAAGCAUCCAGUGGUUUUAUUUUAAUUGUAUUUAACUUCUGAAUAGGUACUUGUAUACUUUAAAAUGCAGCUUUGCCAUGAUGUUUAGGGGAGCUGCUCUUAGGCUGAAUUCCCUUUUCCUUCAUGCAGCUAGUACAGACAAAUGCUUCUGUGAAUAACAGACCCCAUCGCUCACUAGAGGGGCCUCCAGCUGUAGCUGUAAAUCUGCUCGGUGUAAGUAGUUCAGUGGUGCUAGGCGCAGGUGUCUCCAAAGAGCCCUCCGUUAAAGUCAAUGGAGAUAGUCCUGAUUUAUGCCCGUCAGAGUUAGAAGAGAAGCUGACCCUGGGAGUUUGCUUUUGACUUCAAUGGGCACAACAGGUUGAAGCCUGUAGAAAAUGACGCACAAAAGAGUCUCACGGUACUCAAAAUUCUGUGGGGGAAAGUAUCUGAGACUCUCCUGGCUCCUGCCAGCUCUCCCAAGCAACCCCCGUGUGCAAUGUAAAAUGUCCCCUUAGCCAUUCACACAAUGGAGCAUGGCACCUCCUGCCCAGCAAGGCUGAGGUAAGCUGAAAGGCCUGAUCAACGCUGGUAAGUGUAAGCAGUUAAACCCAGUGUGUGGACACGCUUAUUCUGGUAUACAAGUGACUCUUUUUGGUUGUGCUUACAUCCCUUCCCAAGCAAUGUACACUAAAAUGAAAAAAAGGGACUCCUAUGCCAGAGUAAGUGUGUCCCCACAGGAGUUAUACUUGUGUAAUUAUAUCGGGUUACAUUCACUCCUUUGCUUUUGCUGAAAAAACUUUCCAGGAGUGGACAAUUCCUUAUGGUGAAAGUCUUCUCUCCCACCCUGAGCAGAGCUCUGUCUAUGUAUCUCAGGUAUCUAUAAGGGCCCCAUUACUAUAAUGUCUGAGCACUCCACAAACUUUAAUGUGUUGGUCCUUAUAAUGCCCCUAUGUUAUCCCCAGAGUGGAUACUAAACCUAUACCUGUUUAUACCUCAAGCUGGGGCUGUGAUUCCCAGCAGCUCCAGGAGACACACAUGUGCUAGCCUGAAUGUAGCUACAGCGGUGUGAGGGGUUAGUCACCCAAAGGAUGUGCCUAGGGUUUUGCAUGGGAUUGUAUUCAGGCAGCUUGCACCUCCUGCCACUUCAGCUAUACUGAGAGCUAGCCACAGGUAUGGCUCCUCAAGCUGAGAAGCAAACCCCCAGCUCACAGUGUAGCUGUCCCAAAGACCAUACAGGCAGUCUGGCAUGCAGCAUGGAAUAGAACCCAGGUCUCCCGCUAGUGACCUAACCACUUGACCAUCCUUCCACCUGUUACACCGAGGAGGGCUUAAAUGGUGUAGAGCAGCGGUCUCCAAACUUUAUGAGCCGAGGGCCAUAUUAGCUUUUUGAAGGGGCUUCGCGGGCCGAAGCGACUGUGAAAGAAAUGAAAUAUAUGCAAAACCGUUAAAAAAAUUGUCAGUAUUGCUUUAAAUUGUAAAUCAGGCUCCCCUUUUUGGGUCUCUUCUGCCCCGUGCCUGCUCCCUUCUCCCUGUGCCUGCUCGGCAUGCCUGCUCUGCUGGAGAAAAUGACACAGGACUGAAAGUUUGGCUGCACUUUGGUAAGAAAAGCUCCAGGUUCCCAUUGUUGGUUGGGACUGUUUGGUUCUAUUAGUGCUGUAGUUAAAAUUUAACCAUUAUGAAAUUUGUUAAUUUCUAUCUUUUUUACUCCAUUUAUUGGAGAUGUAAUUAAGCAUCUGGCUUGUAUUUUUACUCUAAGGCAGGGGUCCGUGCCUGCUCAGCUGCAGCAGCAACUCUCCCCUAACUUGGCUCCCCUUUUGGGGGGACACUGGCUGCUGGGGGCACUCACCCCUCCGCACAGCUCAGCUGAGACCCCCUCCCCCGGUGCGAGCUGCUGCCGGCGGCCCCUCCCCUUGGCUGCUCGGCAUGCCUACUCAGCUGUUCGCUUGUCCCUUGUUGGUUGGAGGGCCAGACAAAUGGAAGCCCCAGGCAGGAUCCGGCCCGCGGGCCAUAGUUUGGAGACCCCUGGUGUAGAGACUUUGUCCUGGCUUUCUGCACAGGAGUGAAUUUAACCCAUAGCCCUUUUUUGUAGGACACUGCUGAUCUGCCACAGGUUCAGAAUUUGUCUAGUGCCAUUUCAGUGAUAACAGUUGGUGGGACUUCAGUAACACACGGAUCAUUUUAACACUGUUCCAUGUGCUGCUUAUUGUACGAAAUAAAGACCACGUCCUACUCUUGGAGCUAUACAAUGGCUCUUGACUGUCGGUCAGGUCUCUUCUUUCCUCAGACAUGUGAAAUUCCAAGAGCUCCACUCAAGUGAGAAGGAAGAAUGUCAGACUGUGCAGUUCUCAUCCUUUUAUCCUAAACGGAGACACUCUUAGUACACUUCACAUGCUCAAAAAAAGCACUGAUGUCAGAGAAAACCACUGAUGUCAGAGAAGGGAACGUUUCCUGUGGUACCAAAAACAGCUGAGUGCUUUCUUCAACUUGGGCUACAGCUUUUAAGCAGUUGUUAAAUUUAGCACUGCAUGACUAUCUGAAAGGGGUGAGCGCUGGCUGAAAGGUGGGUUUUGAAAGGAAAACUAUUUAAAUUUAGGCAGAUUGCUUGCUGUAAAAAUGUUUUGAUAAAUGUUAACUUAUUUUUUUUUGUCUUGCAUUUUUUGUCGUCUUUGGGACCUGCUUGGUCUUCAUGUUCCACUGCUUUAGCUCAGCGAAUUACACAUAAAGUGUCGAAAAUAGCAGCACUUAGAAGAAAAAGGAAAUUUUUGGUGGGAGAUCAUUUUUCUUUCAUUUCCUUUUCUGUGAGAAAGUUCAGAGGAAAAAAAAUCCUAUUUAAUUAUAACCGGCAGUUAAAUUAUCUCUUAUGUACACAUGUCCAAAGUUUUCUUUCACAAGUUGAAAGGCAAAGUUCCGCCAAAAACUUUCUAGGAUAAUGACACUGAUUGUGCUAAAUAUAUGAAGCCCUUUUUUCUCCCUCUGAUGUCCAAAUGUACCAUAGCUCAAGCUGCGUAUCAGGGACGACAUGCAAAUACUGCUGUAAUCUUGCUGUUGUGAAGAACAUGCCUGCAUUGAGUUGAGCUGCUUUUUGUAAAUAGUUCAGUAAUUAUUCUAUGUUUAUAAGAGUAUUUUGUAUAGCUGCCAGAGCUUUUCUCUGUAUAUAAAGUUGGGUGUAGAAAUGAUGCCUUCUUUGGGAUAACGAAAGCAAGAAGAAUUGGCCACUUUUUUUCAAAGGAGAGGCCGUGGCAAAUGUGGCCAGUCGGAAUUUUCAAGGCAGCCUCUUCCCUCAGGAAUUUGAUCUCAUUUGAACUCUAUUUGCUCAUACAUAUCUGAGGGAAGGUGCUUUCUAGGGGAGACCUGUAGAUGUUUAUUUUUAGGUAUAGUCACUAGAGCCUCUUAACAUUUUUCAAAUGAAAACUUAGGUCAAAAAAUGGUCUGUUUCAAAAAGAGGUAUUUUUAUGUGCGAAACCUAUUAGAUUUUUUUAAAAAUAUUUUUUCUUUGAAAAUGGUAAAUGAAAAAUGUAACCUGUUGGGUUUUGUCUUCAUUUUUCCUCUUUGUUUUCCAUUACUGUUGAGUUCCUCAUGUAUGUGUUGAGGUGCUGAUUUCUUCUUGUUACUCUUUGCAGUCUUUAUCAUCCUGAGUUGUUGAUUUUUAUUUCUUACUUGCCACUAUUGAUUGAUCACCUUAGUUGCUUAGUGGGAUUUUUUUUUUCCAAAUUAAAAAAUAAAUCACUUUUGAAAACUACUGAUUUAAAAAAAUGCAGUGGAAAAAUUUAGAAAAAUAAAACAUCAGCUUGCUUCAAAAAC
This is a messenger RNA of Caretta caretta (loggerhead turtle), 6358 nucleotides long. RefSeq names its product solute carrier family 7 member 1 (gene SLC7A1). Gene Ontology annotation, molecular function: L-ornithine transmembrane transporter activity; L-arginine transmembrane transporter activity; L-lysine transmembrane transporter activity. Gene Ontology annotation, biological process: L-arginine import across plasma membrane; L-ornithine transmembrane transport. NCBI's taxonomy places the organism in Eukaryota, Metazoa, Chordata, Testudines, Cheloniidae. Gene Ontology annotation, cellular component: plasma membrane. The record is from RefSeq and is a predicted model, not a curated record.